Anopheles coustani is the source of this 1621-nucleotide messenger RNA. It is a transcript of the gene CDC50, whose product is annotated as cell cycle control protein 50A. The record is from RefSeq and is a predicted model, not a curated record. Lineage: Eukaryota; Metazoa; Arthropoda; Insecta; Diptera; Culicidae. The coding region runs from base 122 to 1195 and encodes 357 amino acids. The transcript has 5 exons. Gene Ontology annotation, cellular component: Golgi apparatus; plasma membrane; endoplasmic reticulum.
UCAUUUCAAGGGUGCUCUGCUGUAUUGUUGUUCGUAAAUAAUAUAAUCCAGAAUAUUAUCGUUUGCGAAGUCUGUAUCCGAUUAUUAUACCGUAAAACUGGCCGCAAUAAUAAGUUACGCCAUGCCAGAGACGGUGGAUGGAGCAGAAGUGCUCAAAUCGAAGCGGCCAUCAGACUCCGCCUUCAAGCAGCAAAGGCUUCCGGCCUGGCAGCCUGUCCUUACGGCAGGUACUGUUCUGCCUGCCUUCUUUUUGAUAGGUAUACUUUUCAUCCCAAUCGGUGCCUUGCUGUUGAUUUCUUCAAAUUCGAUCAACGAGUUUGUGUACGAUUACACCCACUGUAAACCGGACAAUGACAAUCGAACUUGCGCGGAAAUAAUCAGUGCCAGUCCGGACAUGAAUUGCAGAUGUAAUAUCAAUUUCGAGCUGGAGAAAGACUUCCUCGGUAAGGUGUACAUGUACUACGGGCUGACGAAUUAUUAUCAAAAUCAUCGGCGAUACGUCAAAUCGCGCGAUGACGAUCAGCUUCUCGGGCGACUGUCGUCGACACCGUCGAGUGAUUGUGCUCCUUUUGCGUAUGUUGACGACGACGAAGGAAAGCCGAUAGCGCCGUGUGGUGCAAUUGCUAACUCCUUGUUCAGCGAUGAGUUUGAGCUGCAUCUGGUGGACGGCCGCCCCGUUCCUUUACUGAAGACGGAAAUUGCUUGGCCAUCUGAUCGGCAGAUUAAAUUUCGCAAUCCGGAAGGGGAUCUGAGGACCGCAUUAAACGGUUUCAAACGUCCCAAGGCGUGGCGGCGCGAGUUGUGGGAGCUCGAUCUAUCAAACGAAGAAAACAAUGGAUUUCAGAACGAAGAUUUGAUCGUAUGGAUGCGCACAGCAGCCUUGCCUACGUUCAGAAAGCUUCAUCGUCGGAUUGAUCAUUCCGACGAACGUUUUCAGGAAGGUCUGCUGAAGGGCAAUUAUUCUCUGUCCGUCACAUACUCCUACUCCGUUACUGAAUUUGAUGGAACGAAAAAGUUUAUAUUAUCAACAACAUCGCUUUUGGGAGGAAAAAACCCAUUCCUUGGCUUCGCUUACAUCGUAGUUGGUAGUGUUUGCUUUUUGCUGGGAAUCGUUCUGCUUAUUAUACAUUUGAAGUGCAGUAAAUCUAAUGGUGGCAUCAGCAGCGUACAUCAACGAUCAACAUCGCGCCCAUAAAACUAACGCUGUGAAUUGUAUUAUUUAUCGAAAGCGAGGCUUAUAUUUAAAUGAAGUAUUUUUUGUAAGUUGAAUUUGUAUAAUUUAAUGCCGGCGGGAGAUGUUUCAGGUGAUAAACAGUAAAUCUAACUAUACUAUGUUACUUAGGCAUUUGAGGAUUUGCAAUUAUAAGGCAAUCACAUGGAAGGUAAAUCUUAAACAUAUUUGUUUCAAUUAUAAAAAAAAUGUUGUGUUGAAAUUCGGGAAUCACGGCAUGCAUUUCAUUUUCAGAGUAAGUUGUUUAUAUCCCUUUUUUAUCCAAAUUGUAAAGCAAACCAAUGUGAACAAUAAUUUUAAAUCAGUAAGGAAAACAGUUACUCAAAAACCUUUUAAAACCAGUCAAACAGUUAUAAAAGGACAAUACAUGAAAUUUGAUUUGUUUCGCGA